Molecule: messenger RNA, 1747 nt
Organism: Raphanus sativus (radish)
Lineage: Eukaryota; Viridiplantae; Streptophyta; Magnoliopsida; Brassicales; Brassicaceae
Exons: 15
Coding region: 151-1578 (475 amino acids)
Source: RefSeq, a predicted model, not a curated record
UUUUGACGUGGAAAGCUCAAGUGUUGUACAAACUGCUCUCCUGAGUGUUGCCUUUCGAAAUUCAACUAAAGAUCUUAACUUUCUCCCAAGAUCUUAAAUUUCGAACUCUGUAAACAAACAAGGGUCUCUCCUGACUGAUUCAGAUACUUCAUGAUGUUGGUGCAGAGGAGAGUAAUGAGAUGGAAAAGAGUUUGGAAGUCCUUUCAAGCGGUCUCCGACAAUGGUUUCAUCUUCUCCUUCACGCUUCUUCUCGCUCUCAAGCUUGAUCAUCUCCUUUCUCACUCAUGGUGGUUUGUAUUUACACCCUUGUGGUGGUUGUUUCAUGCUGUGAUUUCCUGUGGUAGAUUUUCGUUGCCUGCUUCAUCAAUGCCUCAUAAUCAGGAUUGGACUCCUUAUCAAUAUGUCAUGGCAACGCCGCUGCUUGUUGCUUUUGAGAUCCUGCUCUUUCUACAUCUUGAAGAUAAAUAUGAGGCUGACUUAAAGUUUGUCUUCUUACCCUUGCUUGCCUUUGAGGUAGCGAUUUUGGUAGAUAAUAUAAGAAAGUGUUUGACACUCAUUCCUAGAAAUGAGGAAACUAUGAGUGAAGAACCACUUCUCUACACAUGGGUUUCCAUCUGGAUGGGUUCCUUAAUUGCUACCAUAACCUUCACUCUUGUUAAAUCAAGUGGUGAUGUAGCUGCGUGGGAGUGGUGGGACUUAUCUAUAGACUUUGGAAUAUCAGAGUGCUUUGGCUUUCUUGUCACAAAGUGGUGGAAUCAGUCAAUCCAAGGGGGUUCACAUAUACCUACCUCAUCUUCAAUGGGAGUAAUAUAUCUUGAUCAGGACAGCGACACAGCAUCCCGUCUCCUAGAUAUUGGUGGAUAUGUAAUGAAAAUCCCAUUCAUUACCUUCCAAGUCAUCCUUUUCAUGAGCUUAGAGGGAACACCUGCUUCUCCCAAAAACAUUCCGAUUGUAGUUCUGUUUGUACCUCUUUUUCUGCUACAAGGAGCUAGGGUGCUUUCUGUUACAUAUAUUUCCUUGGCAAAAUCUGUCUUGUGGAUCUAUAGUUUUGUUGGUCCUUAUGGAAGAUAUUUAGCUAGAUCAUCGGCUCGUGUACUCCUGAGAUUCUUUCAACAUUGUAAAAGGUCUGUGAACAAAUCUUUAUUGUUCAUUUAUAGUGUUGCGACAUCAAUUGCUCGAAUAUUCCUGGGAUUCUUUCAGCAUGGUGCAAGAUUACUUGACUGCUGGUCCGCCGAUGAAGGAAGUCAGGAGGAACAAGCUAGGCUCCACACUGGAGAAGCUACUGGUUACAACACAUUCUCACCAGAGGUUGUGAAGAAAAUGCCGAAGUCUGAUCUUGUUAAAGAGGUACGUAGACUACAAGCUGCAUUGAGUGAGCAAACAGAUAUCCGCAAGCAGGAGUACGAAAAGCUUCAAGACGAGAAGAUUCUUUGCAAAGUUUGCAUCCUAGAGCCGAUCGAGGUGGUUCUACUCCCAUGUAAACAUCGCGUCCUCUGCAGCACAUGCUACAAGAAAUGCGAGAUCUGUCCGAUUUGUCGCGCAUUGAUUGCGGAAGGUAUUCAUGUAUACGAUGCGUAGAUCUCAGAUGACUUUUAUCAUGAAGACGAGUAGGUAGGUAUGCAUGUAUUUUUUUUUUAGUGAUGAGAAGCAAGAAUUUAUGAAUAUGGAGUAUGUUACAACUUGCAACGGAGAAUCUGAUUACUUUUGUAGAUAAGAUAUUGUAAUCCAUCUUCGACCUUUUGUUUCU